AUGGCUGUCCCUUCGCUCCGCCGGGCCCUGCUUCUGGCAGCUGCCGCCGCCUUGCCUUUCUCCCAGCUUGUAGCUGGCCAGACUAUCCAGACUGAGGAUGGUGUUGUUUUGGAGGCCAACAAAAAGACCGUUGCCCCUGCCGGCAAAGCCGUCGCCGACUCAAAUGCUCCCGAGGCCUUUGUCUUGACCGACGAUGUCAUCGCCAACCUUAGCGACCACAACCUCUCCAACAUCACCCUCUUUGCUUUCCCCGAGGACGAUGGCACCACCGAGGUCCAGAAGCGCACUCUUCUUGCCAGCUCCGGCUGCAAGACCGCGCCGGGUGACCUUCUCUGGCCCAACCGUUCCACCUGGAAGGUCUUUGACCUCUUGACCGGCGGCGCCCUCAUCGAGACCGUCCCGAUUGGUGCCGUCUGCUACCCCAAUUCGGGCGUCUACAACGCCGCCAAAUGCCAGACCAUCAUGGCCAACUGGACUUCUUCUGACCUGCACACCGCCGAUCCCACGUCCAUCAUGUUCCCCAUGUUCCAGGGCGAGACUUGCAUGCCCCAGAACGGCAAUUCGUCUACCUGCACGCUCGGCGGAUUCCCCGUUUAUGCCGUCAAGGCCACCAAUGUCGCCCAAAUCCAGCUCGCUAUCAACUUUGCUAGAAACUUGAACUUGAGGUUGGUAGUCAAGAACACGGGCCAUGAUUUCCUCGGCAAGAGCACUGGUUAUGGUGCCCUGUCAAUCUGGACGCACAACCUCAAGAAGCUGGAGUACAUCAAGUCCAUCAAGACUCCGUCCUAUUCCGGCCCCGCCUUUACGAUUGGCGCCGGUAUUGAGGUCAAGGAGCUAUACGAGGCUGCCAAUAAACACGACGUCACUGCCAUCGGCGGCGAUUGCCACACGGUCGGUGUUGCAGGAGGUUUCACCGCCGGCGGUGGUCACUCUCCCAUGACCUCCAUCGCCGGGCUUGGGUCUGACCAAGUCCUCUCCAUCGAUGUCGUCCUGCCCAACGGCCGCUUCGUUACCGCCGACGAGACGCACAACCCCGACCUCUUUUGGGCCCUCCGCGGCGGCGGCGGUGCCACCUUUGGCGUCGUAACCGGUAUGACCGUCAAAGUGUGGCCCAAGACCAACAUCUCAGGUAUGACCCUCACCGUCAUGUCCGGCAACAACUCUGCUCUUUCCAACGACGUCUUCUGGGAGGGCAUGUACGCCUACUGGCGCCGCUUCCCGGAGUACGCCAAGGCCGGCACGCAUGGGUACUCGCUGGUUUUCCCGUCCCCUCUGACUGACGGGUUCGCCUUCCUGAUGAAUCCCUUCUGGGCUCCCGGGAUGAAGCUAGCAGACUUGAAGACGCUCGUCCAACCUUUACUCGACGAGUGGACCAAGAUUGGAUUCAACGCUGGCUUGGUCGGAUCCCCCAAGUUCUUCUCGUACGAUAACUACUACGAUGCUUGGACCGCCAACUAUCCUCCCGAGGCGGUGAGUACUACCUCCGUCCGCACCGCCUCGCGCCUCUUCCCGGCCAAGAACUGGGAAGACGAGGAGACGCUCACGGGCAUGAUGAAGGCCGUGCGGUCUGUCGUUGAGGACGGGUCGGCUCUUGUUCAGUAUAACAUGCAGGCUAAAGCCCCCGCUGGGACUCCUGACAGCGCGGCCAACUCGCACUGGCGCGAUACGGUGUGGUACGGUAUUUUUGGCACUUCUUGGAAUUCCAGCCUCAAUGCUGCUGGCGUGGAGGCCAUCAACAGGAAGAUUACCGAGGAUUGGAUGGGUAGACUUCGGGGUUAUGGACCUGGGGGGUAUUUGAAUGAGGGGGAUGUGAUGGAGCCGGAAUUCGGGGAGGCGUAUUUCGGAAGCAAUUAUGAGAGGUUGAGACAGAUCAAGAAGGCGGUUGAUCCCACGGGACUGUUUUGGGCGCCGACGGCGGUUGGGUCGGAGGAGUGGGAGGUGCAGGGCCAGAAGAAGUGGUUGACGCUGCAGACGGGCAAGUUGUGUAAGAAGGUGGAUUUGUAG
Neurospora hispaniola is the source of this 2004-nucleotide messenger RNA. RefSeq lists its product as uncharacterized. The coding region runs from base 1 to 2004 and encodes 667 amino acids. Gene Ontology annotation, molecular function: FAD binding; oxidoreductase activity. The record is from RefSeq and is a predicted model, not a curated record. The transcript is spliced from 2 exons. NCBI's taxonomy places the organism in Eukaryota, Fungi, Ascomycota, Sordariomycetes, Sordariales, Sordariaceae.